AUGCUUGUGGCAGAGGACAGCGCGUUCGUUGCGGGGAAGACACUGGGCGGCUGCGGGUCGUGCUACGAGAUUCAGUGCGCAGACACGGCGGUGGGUGGAUGGUUCAAGGCACAGAACACUUUCGGUGCGGCUUGGGAAGCCAGUGUGCUUCCGGACCCUCCAAUGGAUAUACGGCUCACAAACGCAAAGGGAGAGCAGCUGGUUCUCAAGAAAAUCAUCAGCGUGCCGGGCUUCGUUGGUGACGUGCUGUCGGAUGUUCAGUUUGGCGGCUCGUUUGCACCGAAGGCGCCCAGGCCAUCCAGACAGACGGCACCGAUCCCCAUUCCAGGAUCGGGACCAUCUCCCUCCCCAUUGCCCUCCCCUGUGCCCUCCCCUGUGCCUGCCCCUGUGCCGUCUCUGGUGCCUUCCCCCACUCUCCUUCCCACACCCCCUGCAGUCCCCUCCAUCUCUCCACCCUCGCUGAAGCCACCCGCCGUGGGGGUUGCGUCACUGCCUGCUACGUCCGGCCCUUCCCCGACCCCAUCCCCGUCUACCAGUGGCCCUCCCAGACGCCCUUCAGCGUCGCCCUUGCCGGAUCCCUCCACAGAAGGAUCGGGGGCAUCCGGGCCGCUGCUUGGUAGACAACCUUGA
Messenger RNA from Ostreobium quekettii, 630 nucleotides. NCBI's taxonomy places the organism in Eukaryota, Viridiplantae, Chlorophyta, Ulvophyceae, Bryopsidales, Ostreobiaceae. The record is from the annotation of a GenBank genome assembly.